AUGUCACAAAACCAAAGAAAAGUGAGCCAACCUUUAGAUUUGCAUUCCUUCUCAAUCGUUAACAAGCAAUCAGAACCUAAAGAUACUACAGAAGGACAAGUCGACAAGGAUGAACAGAAUAGCAAUAAUGCAUUAGAGAAGAGAGCUACUGAUAAUUCAGAACACUCUCAUUCGCGGAACUCAAGUGAUAUAAAGUUGAAACCAAUUUCUCCCCGAAAAGCAGGGAUCCAACUGCCAUUGCCUUUACAGUCUACACCUGUGAAGAAUCAAAAACAUGAGAGAAUGGAUUCUAAUAAAGAAGAAAAUAUAAUAACGGACGAGACUUAUCAAGAGCUGCUAUACAAGUUAGCAACAAAAAAGAGGACAGUUACUGAAUUGAUAGAUCAUCUAAAGAAAGAAGAAAAGGAAUUAAGAAUAUUAGAGGAUGAAAUAUCACGUUAUGCAGAGAAGAAGGGAAUCCAUAAUCAAAACAAUAUAUUAGCAUCACCAAGAGGAAAAGGUAAUAAUGAAAUGAUUCAAUCCUGGGCAAAGCAGAUUCAUAGUGCUAUAGAUGAAGUAAAUAAUUCUCCAAAUGUCGUCAAUGGAAAGAAGAGCAUCUCUGAUUUCUUUUACAAACAACAAGAUAAUGAAGUUAAAUCUCGAAACUACAAGGUAGAAAAACCUUUCUUUAAGCAACUCGUAGAUAAGUUCUCAGAGUUUACCUUCAACGAAGAUGAUGAAGAAGAGUUCGAUAAAAGCAGGAAUUUAGAUGAAUAUUCCGUUAAUAAUAACUUCAACUAUGAAUAUGAUGAAUCAAAUAUUGAUGACGAAGAAGAACCAGAAGGAAUAUUAAAUAUUGGACUUCGCAAGCCAAGAGUGUCUAAACCGUUGACCAUCAAGAAAUAA
Molecule: messenger RNA, 885 nt
Organism: Tetrapisispora phaffii CBS 4417
Lineage: Eukaryota; Fungi; Ascomycota; Saccharomycetes; Saccharomycetales; Saccharomycetaceae
Gene: ACF4
Product: Acf4p
Exons: 1
Coding region: 1-885 (294 amino acids)
Source: RefSeq, a predicted model, not a curated record